Sphenostylis stenocarpa is the source of this 1191-nucleotide messenger RNA. NCBI's taxonomy places the organism in Eukaryota, Viridiplantae, Streptophyta, Magnoliopsida, Fabales, Fabaceae. The record is from the annotation of a GenBank genome assembly.
AUGGAGGAGGGUUUAGAGAAGAGAGAAUUGGAAGUUGAGGUGAUUAGCAAGGUUGCCGAAGUGAUUUCGGCUAUAAAGAACGCGAAACACGUCGAUCAAGUUAUUUGCGCUCUUCAUUCCAUAGCCACUAUUCUCUUCCCCGUAGACCCCUCUCUCCUCUCAGAUAGCAUCAAUGAGAGUUACCGAGACCAGGUAUUCAGUGUUGAAGUUCAUAGUGCAGAAAAACGAUAUGGUUCGUGGCGUGCGUUUUAUCGAGGAGCUGCUUUUCCUACACUGGCUAGGUUUCUAUUACUUGAUGUUGCUUCGACCUGGUUGGGUUGUUUCCCAUUUUCGGCGCAGAAAUAUGUUUAUGAUGUUUUCUUUGUCCGUGGAUUGGUUACUGAGGUUCUGCAGAAUUUGGUUCCUUUUCUCCGGCUGAAUGCUGGUGAUGGUCUAGAUGUUAAUGCCGUCCUCUCUAAUACCGAAAGAUUGCUUGUUCUGUGCUUGCUUGAAAAUAAUGGGGUGCUCCAGUUAGCUAGAGAGUUUGGUGAAUCUUCUAAAUUGAGAAGCGUUACAGAUGUACAGAUCAAGAUGGAUGUAUCAAGGGUGGCACAGAUUGUUGCAUCUAUUCCUGACAAAGCAAGAAUGAACUCAUUGACUUCCUUGUCAUCAAAUAUGUUCUUCAAGCAGGUUGUAGUCCAACUACUCUCCCUGGCGGAAGAAAGAGAAAUGAUUUUGCUAGACAAUGUAGAGAUGGAUGAAAUGGACAAAAAUGGUGCAAUGUUAUUCGUUGGGGAAAUGUUUUCUCGCAUUUGUCGCCGUGGCUCUACUGACAUAGUUGUGAACUAUGAGCGAUGGAACAGUCCACAUGCGUGGUUUCUGUUGUGGAUUUCUUUCAGUUCAGCUGUUACCUUGGAAAGAGCAGUUUUGGAUCUCUUAUCUAGUGAAUUAAUACCUGAAGUUCUAAGGCUUAUCAACAGCUGCUUAUCAUCAAAUAAUGAUUCAAUUACUAAGGAGUUGCUUGAGUCAAAACCUGAGAUGGUAUUUUGGUCAAGAAUAAUGGAAUUCAUCAGUGAUCCUUAUACAACAGAAAGAAUAUCUGAGCUGAUUUUGCAGAAGUUAGCUACUCAAGAUGCAAAUGAUAUUCAAGGGUAUUGGCUUCUGUGGUUGUUAUUCCAUCGAAUUUUUAAACUUCAGGCUUCUGUCAGGUGA